Molecule: messenger RNA, 2517 nt
Organism: Eubalaena glacialis (North Atlantic right whale)
Lineage: Eukaryota; Metazoa; Chordata; Mammalia; Artiodactyla; Balaenidae
Gene: IQUB
Product: IQ motif and ubiquitin domain containing
Exons: 13
Coding region: 88-2382 (764 amino acids)
Biological process (GO): cilium assembly
Cellular component (GO): acrosomal vesicle; motile cilium
Molecular function (GO): protein binding
Source: RefSeq, a predicted model, not a curated record
GAACUGUGCCAUUUCACAAGUGUAAAAGACAGCUUAGAGAGUGGUUACCAUCAGAACCACUUUCGGAUCUAGGUAGCGAGUAGGACAAUGUCUGACCAGGAGGAAGGAUCUGAUGCUCAGAGUGUUGAUUCAGCAAAAGAAAGAGAGGAUGCUUUCGGGACUAUCAAUAUUCCAGUUCCCGCAGAAGAGGUUCCAGAGUCAGAUCAAACUGAAGACUGUGAAUCUGAACUAGAGCCAUCUAGUGGGGGCCGUGAAAAACGUGUUGAGGAGACGAGUGACCAGAGCGUUUUAAGCCUGGAGCGAAAUGAUGUCGAGCAACUCAUGGAAGAUGUUAGGGCAGAUGAACAAGUUUCAUAUUCUCCAGGAGACGGUGGAGAGUCUCUAGCUAAAUCUGAUAAUGCAGUGCAGUCAGCCGAACAAUAUUCAAAAGAUUCUCUGGCAUUUCUGGAAAAAAUAAAGGCUGUAAAGGAAUCUCUGAAAACAUCAAUGAAAGAUUCAUCAGCAACAGUAAAAGUUGUACUUCUUCCUGUGGGCCAAGAAAUUAUAAUGCCCUUUAAAGUUGACACUGUUCUAACAUGCCUCAAGGAUCAUUUUUCAUCUCUAUUAGGUGUCCCACCUUAUGUCCUGCAGAUAAGAUGUGCAGGAAUGAUUAUUAAAAAUCAUGAGACGCUACUACAACAUGGAGUUAAGCCCCAGGAUAUUGUCCAAGUGGAAAUCUUUUCUUUACAUCCAGAUCUAUAUCCAAUCAAAAGAAUAGACAGAUCAAGUGAUGCCUCUCAAAUCAUAACUGUCAGAGUACAAACUGGCAUUGAUCAGUACCAGGAAGUAGCUGUUGAGAUGAUAAAAUCUGAUUUUCACAAACCAUUUCUUGGUGGAUUCAGACAUAAAGUAACAGGAAUGGAAUAUCACAAUGCUGGAACACAAACUGUACCUAAAAAGAUUCCUGAAAAACUGAAUGCAUUUUGUAGGGAUACACAGACAGUUUUUCAGAGAAGAAAGCUCCAGCAAACUACAAAUACAACACCCACACAGAUGACUAAAAUUGGUGUGUAUGUAUCAAAUAUGACUGAUAAACUGGUAACACCAGGAAAAUAUUUUUCAGCAGCAGAAUACCACGCUAAAAGAUUAAAGGCGGUAAUUGUGAUACAGACUUACUACAGACAAUGGCAUGCUAAAGUUGUCGUAGACAGUUUAAAAAGACAGAAAAUGUUAAGGUUGCAGUGGGAAGCACAGGAAGAACUAAGGAAGAUAAGAGAAAAAGAAGAGUGGAUGAAAUUGGAUUAUUACCGGAGGCAUAAUCCUCAAACAAAAGAAGAUUUUGAACUUCUUUACAAUGCACUAGAACUCUGGAGGCAAGAAGAACUUGCACGCAUUAACCAGUCUUUCACUGGAGCUGAAAGGAAAGCUGCUUUGUGUGAACUCCUGGAAAAAGAGACCCAGAUAAUUGCUUCCAUUGGGAGACAUAGAUACAUCGCUUAUACGGCUAACCAGGAAGCAUCGAUACAAGCUUUUUUGGAUAAGUGUUCAGCUCCAAAGAUAUGGAGAACAUUUGAUGGCAAAAUAAUUGAGAUGGAUACACAAUUCACCAUCAGAGCCAGAGAGCUGCAAAACAUCUAUAACUGCAUUAUGCUGAAAAAUAUCUCUCAAGAUGAGAGACUAGAUGUGCUCUUAACACUUAAACAUACUGUGAAGGAACAUGAAUGUAAACUGACUCAGGAAAUUCUAGAAUUGAUUGACAGGGAGGUUGACCUUAUGAUGAGAGGAGUCAAACAUGAGAACCUUGAAGGACUCAGAAAAAGGAUUGCAACACUCUUUUUUCAUUACAUCAAAACACCUCUGUUUAAUCCAGAAGUUGCAAGACACCUUAAGGUCCCUCAAGACCCACUGAAGUUUUAUAAGAAGAUUUACUUUUGCCUCAGUUGCCAGCUGUAUUUGCCUUCUACAGAGUUUGCUGUAUCAUCCACCUCACACCACAUUUACCGCUGUCGUCACUGCAUUAACCUUGACAAUGAGACUCAAAAACGAGAAUCAUGUUUGAAGUACAAAUGUUUACUUCAGCGACUUUACUAUUCAGAAGCUGAUUAUGAAGAUGAUUCUAAAAUUGCUUUCCUGAUGCAGCUACAAGAUAUUCAGUACCUGACUGAGAACAUCUGGGCAUCCCAGUCAGUGCUCAGUGCCUGGAGCGAUCUCAAUGAUCUGGUCAUGGUCAGGUGGGAUAAGUCCUUGGAGUGGUCACCCUGGAACUGCAUUCUUCUUACCAAAGAUGAAGGCACUACUCAUCUCAAGCUAAAGAGUGUUGAAGAGGGGACACAGGUUCGAGCCCUGGUCUGGGAAGAUCCCACAUGCCGCGGAGCAACUAAGCCCGUGUGCCACAACUACUGAGCCCAUGUGCCACAACUACUGAAACCUGCGCUCCUGGAACCCAUGCUCCACAGCAAGAGAAGCCACCGCAAUGAGAAGCCCGCGCACCGCAAUGAAGAGCAGCCCCCGCUCGCCGCAACUAGAGAAAGCCCGCGC